Nilaparvata lugens (brown planthopper) is the source of this 973-nucleotide messenger RNA. RefSeq lists its product as uncharacterized. Bases 275 to 694 code for a protein of 139 amino acids. The transcript has 3 exons. NCBI's taxonomy places the organism in Eukaryota, Metazoa, Arthropoda, Insecta, Hemiptera, Delphacidae. The record is from RefSeq and is a predicted model, not a curated record.
GAGAACAGAGGCAUGGUCUGGUUAUCAUUAUCUGAGCCGAGCGGGAUUCACAGUCAUCUUUCGCCAACUGCUAUUUAGUCUGUUGCAUCUCUCGUUGGCUAUCAUAACAAGUUUCGCUCAGCACAAGAGUGCAUCUCCAAUAGCAGUGGAUUAAAAAGUGUUUGUAAAUACGUGAUAGUGAAUACUUUACUGAGUUCACAGAGUUCUUCAAUUUUAGUCCAUUAGCGAGGUGUAUUUUGUAUCCAUAAUCAUCAGUAUUCUCAGGUGCUUGAACAUGGAGGCAAAGGCUCUGGUAUUCCUGUUGGUUGUUAUAGCCUCAUUCUGCGCUAAUGCCCAGGCACAGGAAAGAAGGAAUUGGCUGGAGAAUUCAAGAAGGAUCGUCGAUGGAGAUGAUGUGAACAGAAUGAGGAGAACAUUUCAUGAAGAGUUGAUGGGAGGAAUUCUGCAUGGCCGCAUACGGAGAUCCCCGAACGACAAGAGAGGCAGCGUUGUUUUGUCGGGCACCAGAACGGAGGGCCAGUUCGGAAGACCGUCUCAGAGUUCGGUGAGAGGCGACUACAACCACAACUUGUGGCGAGGCAAGAACGGAGCCACUGUCGACGCCAACGCCUUCUACCAGCGAAACAGGGGCGGUGGACCCAAACAGGAUUAUGGUGGUGGAAUCAGGGCAUCAAUUCCCUUUGGUAGGCGAUAGAGAAAUGAUAGGAUGAUUGAGAGGGGGGGAUAUAUUCAUCAAUUUUCUUCAUAAAUAAACAAAAUGUAUGGUAUUUUUAAUUUGUUAGAUAAUCAAAGUAUUUAUUUGUAAGUUAGUUUAAUCAAAACGACUGAUUAGAUUAUUAAAAUCAAAACUUGUUUUUUUAGUAAUAAGCACAUGAUAAUUCCAAUAAUUUAUUUAAUUUUUUAUCUCUACAUUAUAAUAAUUAUAGUCGUAUAAGCUUUCCAUGAGUGAAUAAAUGAGGAUAUAAUUAUGGAA